AUGGAUUUAGCAUUCCUUGACACAAGUGAGUGGAAGAAGCCAACGAAACAGGAGGUCCGUGUAAUAGUUCAGUUCUGUGGCACAUUCCAACUGCCUGUGCUAUCCAUUCAGGAGCUUAACUUGUAUCUGGAACAGGCGGCUAAGCAGCCGGUGAAGAAAGACUUCGGCAGGACGUUCUUGAGCGACGAGACAAAGAUCACGUUCGCCAAAAACCGCAGUCACCUGUCUAUUGUGACCAGCAGGCGUCCCAUCCUAUACCAGGAGGAGCCAACUGUCCUGGCACCUACAAAGAAGCGCGCUCUUAUAGACAAAAGCGAGGCAAAAUCUAAGAAACUGAGGACAAUUUCAGGUGAAGAGCAGGGUGCCCUCAAAAAGGAACAACCUGACCUGGCGCUUCCAAAGAAGCGCGGCCGCAAAGCCAAAAGCGAGGCAAAAUCCAAGAAACUGAGGACAAUUUCAGGUGAAGAGCAGGGUGCCCUCAAAAAGGAACAGCCUGACCUGGCGCCUCCAAAGAAGCGCGGCCGCAAGGCCAAAAGCGAGGCAAAAUCCAAGAAACUGAGGACAAUUUCAGGUGAAGAGCAGGGUGCCCUCGAAAAGGAACAGCCUGACCUGGCACCUCCAAAGAAGCGCGGCCGCAAAGCCAAAAGCGAGGCAAAAUCCAUGAAACUGAGGACAACUUCAGGUGAAGAGCAGGGUGCCCUCAAAAUGGAACAGCCUGACCUGGCGCCUCCAAAGAAGCGCGGCCGCAAAGCCAAAAGCGAGGUAAAAUCCAAGAAACUGAGGACAAUUUCAGGUGAAGAGCAGGGCGCUCUCAAAAAGGAACAGCCUGACCUGGCGCCUCCAAAGAAGCGCGGCCGCAAAGCCAAAAGCGAGGCAAAAUCCAAGAAACUGAGGACAACUUGCCCUCGAUGA
Penaeus indicus is the source of this 912-nucleotide messenger RNA. RefSeq names its product nucleolar RNA helicase 2-like. The coding region runs from base 1 to 912 and encodes 303 amino acids. The record is from RefSeq and is a predicted model, not a curated record. NCBI's taxonomy places the organism in Eukaryota, Metazoa, Arthropoda, Malacostraca, Decapoda, Penaeidae. The transcript has 2 exons.